Penicillium oxalicum is the source of this 1764-nucleotide messenger RNA. RefSeq lists its product as uncharacterized. NCBI's taxonomy places the organism in Eukaryota, Fungi, Ascomycota, Eurotiomycetes, Eurotiales, Aspergillaceae. Bases 1 to 1764 code for a protein of 587 amino acids. The transcript is spliced from 4 exons. The record is from RefSeq and is a predicted model, not a curated record.
AUGCCUGCGGUGCUCCAAUCGACCAUUCAUCUCCUUGAAUCCGAGCUUGUUAAGGCGCGCGCUGCUCUCCAGGAAAUCCAUCCUCAUGCGCCUCUUUUGCGCAUCGGCGACGAGGUUGCCGUCGGCGCCAUGGCCGCCUAUCGCCAGCACCUCAUCAGUCGCGCACCGGAUUUCUACGGAUCCCGUCGACUGACUCUCAAAGAAAUCGGACUAGAACCGGCUGUACAUGAAUUGCCCAUCGAACAAGUGGCGCCGGCGGAGUCAGGCACUAUGGAACAACAGAGUCCCGAUCCCAUCACCAGGCAAGCUCCAUUGGAGCAGGUUCUCUCGAAUAGUCUGAUCCUCGAUCACAUGGCGCCGUACCUGGGAACACCUUCGCUGAUGACGUUGGCUGCGACGUCGCGGCAUCUCUACAAAAUGAUUACCAGUACUCCCUACGUGUUUAGACACCUCGAUCUCACUCGCUGCCGCGGUGCGCACUUGUCAUCCCCCGCUGAGCCGGCCCCAGACGCAGAUACCCAGACGGAGGAUGAGGUGUACUCGGCACCGCUGCGCAAAGUCUUUGGCAGCUUGGAGAAACGAUCGAUCCUCCAGGAUGUCCGCACGCUCGUUCUGGAUGGGCUGUCCGUACCUGCAGAUCUGGUGGCGGAGAUCAUCUCGAAUGAGCGGUUCAACGUCACUAUCUUAUCUAUUCGCGAGUGCCAGCACCUGAACGAGCGCAAGCUAAUGCAGGUUCUUCAACAUGCGGUCCGGCCAACUCGGCCAGCGGGCACACCAAAAAUCAAGGGCAUCUAUCAUUUCUCACCCAUGCAUACCCCACCUCAGACUGCCGUGCGUCGCCAGUACCGUGACUGGUGGCAGUCACGAUUAAGCCCUUCGUCCAGUUCUAGCCAAAGCUCAUCCAGCACUUCUUCCGACAAUGAAGAGGAAGCGUCCCAAGGCACCACGUCCACCACACAGGCCCCGGCUCAACUCCCAUCCCAGCUCCAGGGGCUAGGAGAUGAAUGGUAUCGUGCAUCUGGUAAGGUGUUCAAGCACGGCCUGGCCGAGGGCUGGGCACAAACUCUCCAGAAGUGCGAAGGUCUCAUCGCCUUUGACGCUGUCCUCUGUCGUGGGCCUCGUCACGACAUCAAUCGAUACACGGCCGUGACGGAGUCCAACCCGGCCCCCGAGGACCGGUUCCUCGGUCCCGCCAUUGCGACUGUUGCGUUGGGCCCGCGCGGCUGUGAUGGAUGCCAUAGUUCCCCCGAAGGCCCUGCAAUCUGGGGCCAGUCUCCGGAUGUGCAAUUCCCCCUGCUCAGCCCGAUUCCGUCGCACGUGUCUCACAUCGCGGCCGCCAAACGGCCCGUGGUGAUUCCGAACGAGCAUCCGGUCUUGAUCGCCAGAUGCGCAGAUUGUCUGACCAGCCGCUGGUGUCAUCAGUGCAAUAAGUGGUUCUGCUCGAAUUGUCUUCCGCACCCAACCCAAAUGCGGACCACUCUCACGCCCCAUCAGACUGCUAUUCGAUCCCCCCAAGUACCUCUUCGUGGCACCGCAUCACUCCACGUCGAGCGAGAGAGAAUUGAACAAGGCGUUAGCAAAGACUGCUGGGAAUGCGGCCCGACAUGUGGAUCAUGCAAACGAAAAACGCAACGAACCUGCCAGAGUUGUCGAGGUGACUACUGCAUCGAGCAUAAUGAGGGUUGCUCAGCGACUAUGGUGAUGCGAUUGGUGCAAUACAAGCUCUCGCCAUCGAAUGCGGCGUUUUCGCUAAAUCCGGUGUGA